Molecule: messenger RNA, 5228 nt
Organism: Thlaspi arvense
Lineage: Eukaryota; Viridiplantae; Streptophyta; Magnoliopsida; Brassicales; Brassicaceae
Source: the annotation of a GenBank genome assembly
AGAAGCCCAUUACUUUUCUUUCCCGCCAAAAACCAUUUGGCUCCGAAGCGAGGUUUCUUCUCUGACCGACGAGCGGUUACGGUGGUGUACGCGGUGAUGGGUAUGUACGGAGACGGAAGCAGCGAUGGUGCAAGCAUGGCAUCGAAACGCCGUAGCUCAAUCGGUAUCGAUCGUAACGACAUCGAGAAAAUAUUAGCUGUAUAUUUUAGGGACAACGAGAACUCGGCCAUCGAUGAGGAGAAGUUGCUGCUCACGGCGGAGCUCAUCCGCAUAUUCUCCACACCGCGUGGCAGAGACAUAGUUUCCCAGGUAAAUGAAGAUGGUGGCGGUUCCUUCUCUUUGUCGCUUGAUCUCCAACAAUUCAAGAAAAUAUGCGAUAUCGAGAACUUUUUCAUAAACCUGGAGGAUAGUCCCAAAGGAGUUAUCCCAUGUAUGAAUGCUGCAGUUCACAAGGUUCUUUUGGGUCAAUGGGAGACUAAUGACUUUGAUAAUGUUGUGAAGAUCAAUACUCGUCUGUAUAAUUAUUCUGAAUCUUCAAUCUCCCUGAAAAACCUGAGAGCAGCAUAUAUUGGAAAGCUUGUAACAGUUCAUGGGACUGUUGUUAAAGUUAGUACUGUGAAGCCCCUUGUUACACAGAUGGCUUUUGACUGUGAAAAGUGCAAAACUAGCAUAAUCCGGGAAUUUACUGAUGGAAAGUUUUCACCUCCACAAAAAUGUGACUCCCAUGGAUGCAAGUCCAGAAUGUUUACUCCAGUCCGAUCCUCCGCUCAAACAAUUGACUUUCAGAAAAUCAGGGUCCAGGAGUUGCAAAAGCUUCAAGACCAUGAAGAAGGACGGGUACCCCGAACUGUAGAAUGUGAGCUGAUGGAUGACCUAGUGGACACAUGUAUCCCUGGUGAUGUGGUGACUGUUACUGGGAUCAUAGGAGUGAUUAAUAAUUACAUGGAUAUUGGCGGAGGUAAAUCGAAGUCCAAGAAUCAAGGAUUCUACUAUUUGUUUAUAGAGGCAGUUUCAGUAAAAAAUUCGAAGAAGCAGUCUGCAUUUGAGAACUCAGAAGACGACAGUAGCAAUGUUCAGUCUUCAGAUGUUGGUGACUUAUAUUCAUUCUCACAAAGAGAUUUGGAAUUUAUUGUGAAGUUCAAAGAAGAAUAUGGUUCUGAUACAUUCCGUCGCAUUCUUCAUUCAGUAUGCCCAUCUAUAUAUGGACAUGAAAUUGUCAAAGCUGGGAUAACACUAUCCCUUUUUGGAGGUGUAAGGAAGCAUUCCAUGGAUCGGAACAAAGUUCCAGUCAGAGGAGACAUUCAUGUCAUAAUCGUUGGUGACCCUGGAUUGGGCAAAAGUCAGCUCUUGCAAGCAGCAUCGGCCAUUUCCCCUCGUGGCAUCUAUGUAUGUGGUAAUGCGACGACUAAAGCAGGGCUCACCGUUGCUGUAGUAAAAGAUUCCAUGACAAAUGACUAUGCGUUUGAGGCUGGUGCCAUGGUACUUGCUGAUGGCGGGUUGUGCUGUAUUGACGAAUUCGAUAAAAUGACCACCGAGCAUCAGGCUUUGCUAGAAGCAAUGGAACAACAAUGUGUCUCUGUUGCAAAGGCUGGGCUUGUAGCUAGUCUAUCAGCUCGGACUUCUGUUAUAGCAGCAGCAAAUCCUGUUGGUGGCCACUACAACCGUGCAAAAACUGUAAACGAGAACUUAAAAAUGAGUGCUGCCCUUCUCUCGCGGUUUGAUUUAGUUUUCAUAUUGCUUGACAAACCUGAUGAGCUACUCGACAAACAAGUCUCAGAGCACAUUAUGUCGCUUCAUUCUGGAAGUGGAGAAACAUCACCUGCGUUAAAGAAGUUUAAGACAGCAUCAGGAUAUGCAAAUAUACAUGCGAAAGAGGGUUCUCUACUUUCAAGACUGCGGUUUGACUCUAAGAAAGAUGAUGACUUUACUCCCGUUCCUGGCCAAUUGCUUAGGAAAUAUAUUGCUUAUGCAAGGAAUUUUGUCAACCCGAAGAUGUCGAAGGCAGCUGGGGAGAUCAUACAGAAGUUUUACUUGAAGCUGAGAGACCAUAACACAUCCGCUGAUUCCACGCCAAUAACAGCAAGACAACUGGAAAGUUUGGUGAGGCUUGCGCAAGCUAGAGCUCGGGUUGACUUAAGGGAGGACAUAACAGUCCAGGACGCAAUGGAUGUGGUUGAAAUAAUGAAAGAAUCGUUGUAUGAUAAGUUCGUAGAUGAACAUGGGGUUGUGGAUUUUGGUCGGAGUGGAGGAAUGAGUCAACAAAAGGAGGCAAAACGUUUCUUAAGUGCUCUUGAUAAGCAAUCAGAAUUGCAGCAGAAAGAUUGUUUCUCUAUUUCUGAGAUGUAUAGUUUAGCUGAUAGGAUCGGCCUACGAGUUCCAGACAUCGAUACUUUCCUAGAGAACCUAAAUAUUGCCGGAUAUUUGCUUAAGAAAGGACCAAAGACUUACCAGGUCCUCUCCUCAUCUUAUUCCCGGAGUCAGUCAUCCAGAUCAAGAUGAUUACUUUUUAAGUAAAAUGUAGUAUGUUUUUACUAUUAUAUUGCUCAAACAUAAGUGAACCUGAUCAUCAAAUCAGUUUAUUGUAUAUUAUUAUGCAACGCCAGAAACCCCUUUAGUAUAAAUAUCACAUGGAAUUGUGUCGAAUGUUUAGGUCAUUGUUCAUUCACACCUACUGACUUUCAAAGUAUAGACGGCAUCUAACAUCUACAAAACAACCUAGUAUACAUUGGUGUAUGAGAGUAGCCUGAUCAGUAGGAUGAUCUAGUCUUCUCUUGGACCUAACUUCCACUCACUUCCAUAGUAAGAAUUAGGCAAACCAAGCCAAAACUUGAAAGCUUCAGCGGCUCUCUUUCGCUCUACCCGCCUAUCUAUCCUCGCCUGUGAAGCAUGUUUGCUAGUGAACAUCCUCGAGUGCAUCUCCACAUAGAUCUUCUUGUACUUGGUUUUGUUCGGAGGUAUCCCAUUCUCCUCCAUGCACGCUAUUAUCUCCAAUGCCUUCUUGAAAAAAGCAGCCCUCACGCAUAUAUCCGCAAGCAUAUCUAACAACCCUUCGUCCGGUUUCAGCAUCGGAGGAGAAGGAUCUCCUCCUUCAGUUUCUUCUCUCUUCUUCACCUCACACCUUUCCUUUAUUUCCUUCCAAAGCAAGAGCGCCUCGCCGGGUUUCCUCGCCAGAGAAACACCGUUGGCUAGACUCCCGUAGGUUGCCACAUUCGGGUAAAACCCGUUUUCUUUCAUUCUUGAAACCACUCUCUUUGCUUCUUCAAUCAAACCUAGCCUGCAAUACCCUUCGACCAACAUGUUCCACGCGAUCAAAUCAACUUUGACCCUUGGAUCCCUCAUCAUCUCAUCAAACACCCUAUUCGCCAACUUGGGUUGCCCGGACAUUGCAAAAGCCUUCAUCAAAGUCGUGUAACUAAUCUUGGUUGGCGCAAUCCCUCUCGUCCUCAUCUCGUUGAAGAACGACAAAGCUCCUGCGCUGUCAUCUAUAAGGAUGCAUCCAUCUAUAAUGAUGUUAUACGAAACCACAUCUGGCUCGAUCCCUGCAUCUUCAGCCAUCUCUCUCAGCAGAUCCUCCGCCUUGUCUAUCUGCAACUGCUUACAAUAUCCUUUGAGCAGGACAUUAUAAGUGACCCUAUUUGCAGGUACACCCAUCCGAGCCAUCUCAGCUAACACUUGUCGCGCUCUAUCCAUCAAGCCGGCUUUCACAAAAGCUGACACAACCGUGGUGUAUGUGACUUCAUCUGGAUGGCUAUUACUAUCAUCUUGACGCCUCAUUGCCUCCAGCAUUCUAGCUGUGUCCGCCACUCGCCCAUUCUUCAUAUAACCUUUCAUUAGCGUAGUGUAGAUCCUUGAAUCUGGUGCGAAAGCUUUAGGCAACAAUGGUGGCUUAUCACUCGGUUCAACAGAGUUAGGCAGCAGUUUCUUGAACACGUCCUCAGACACCUCUUCUUUCACCUCAUUUCGAGGCGAGUAACCACCAGAGUCCUCAUCGUCAUCCUCAAACGCAUCUUCGUCAUCUUCUGCUUCUUCCUCUUUUUUCUCCUUCAAAUCCUCUCCAUUGCAUUCUCGUAGAAUCUUGCAAAGAUCCCUCCUUUUCUCCCUCAUCGCUUGCACAAUUCUCUCUGCAGUUCUCAAAUCGCCAAACCCAACAUAAGCUGCGACGAGGGAAUGCAUCGUAGUCAUACAAACCUUAAUUCCCUUCUCAAUUGUCCUUUCCAAGACAAACACAAUCAGUUCCUUCCGAUCGACUCUUGCACAGAGCUUGAUCAUGACAUUGUAAGUCAACACAUCAGGUUCACAAUCCCACUCAGACAUUUCGUCGAACAGUUUCCAGUAUUUCUCAGUAUCACCGAGGUUUGCACAAGCGUUGAGCACGGCGUUGAAUGCCGCCGUGUCGGGCCUGGAUUGAGCGACCAAAGAUUGGUCGGCGAAGCGUCGGACUCGGCGGGUGAUAGCUGUAAAGAGUUUGAUAGAUUCCUCCGGUCCGUCGUCUCCGGCAGACGAGAGGCUAGCUACAGCGGCGCUCCACGCUUUAACGUGUGGUAAGUACCCGGAACGGAGCAUGGACUUGAUGACGGAGGCGGCGUAAAGAGUCUGGCCAGACUUCGCGGCAGCCAUGGCGAGGAGGCCGAGGGAAUUGGCGUCCAGGCGAUGGAGCUGGCGCUCAUUGCGGAGGCGCGUAAGGACAGACUGUGCGCGCGUGAGGCUCUCGGGCUUGGAUUGAUAAGACAACUGGGAAACUAAUCGGCUGAGGCAAGUGGGUCCAGGGAGAUGAGCGGAUUGAACAUACUUAGCCCAAGCUUCAUCGGUUCUUCUAUUGCGGAGGAGAGACAAAAGCUCUUGGUCGUUGUGUGUGGAAUACGCCUCUGGGGAAGAGCCCAAGAACGACGAGAGAUCUCCGGCGGAGCUGUUAGCAGUGCCGGAGGCGGACCGUACGAUAAACGGUCGGCGCGUGGGUCGACCAGCGACGGUGAAUGGUGGGAUGAUAGAGCAGGUGGAUAUGGGGCUGUGGGUGAGAGUAAAAGUCACCGGUGUGGUUAAUGGACCGGAGUUCGGGUACGGCGGAAACGACGACGAGGAAGACGGAGGUCGGAGAAUGUUCAUCUUCGGUCCAUUAGAGAGUGUGUGUGUGUGUAAAUGACUCCAAAUGGAUUAUUUGGGUGGAAAUGAGUUAUGCUACGUCGCCGUAUUAUAUGAUUCAACCAUCUGUUCUUUUCUUUUUUUUGUCA